This is a messenger RNA of Rhipicephalus sanguineus (brown dog tick), 1530 nucleotides long. Its product is annotated as solute carrier family 22 member 7. Gene Ontology annotation, cellular component: membrane. Gene Ontology annotation, molecular function: transmembrane transporter activity. Lineage: Eukaryota; Metazoa; Arthropoda; Arachnida; Ixodida; Ixodidae. The transcript has 3 exons. The coding region runs from base 1 to 1530 and encodes 509 amino acids. Gene Ontology annotation, biological process: transmembrane transport. The record is from RefSeq and is a predicted model, not a curated record.
AUGUUCGGUGAAUCCGGUGACGAGAACAUUCCGCUCGGCGACGGAUCCUUUCAAAAACGAGUUCUGAUCAUCACCGUCUUCACCGGUGCCGUCUACUACGCCCAGAUCCUGCUCUUCUGGAUGACGUGGCGCGAGAUGGACCACUGGUGUCGUCGACCGAGCGGUUUUGCCAACAUGAGCGUGGCCGCGUGGAAGGAGUUGGCUAUCCCGCGUUUCGCCAACGGAAGUUACAGCCACUGCACGGUGCGCGUACCGCCGCACGGCGGCAACUGGGCCCGCGUCGAGCCUUGCGUCGAGUGGGAGUUCGACAUGGACGAGCACGGCAACACCGCAGUCAGCCAGUGGAGCGUCGUCUGCGAGCGGCGACGUCUGGCCGACGUCGCCCAGGGUGCGCAUAUGGCCGCCAUGAUCGUCGCGUUCUUUGUACUUGGCCCCAUAGCCGACCACAUUGGCCGUAAAACGGUCGGAGUCCUGGCCCUCGCGGCUUCGCUGAUCACGCUUGCGGCGACCAGCGUUGCCACCGACCUCCAGACGUUCAUCGUUGUGCGUUCAGUCGCAGCAGCAGCGACGGCCGGCCUAUUCGUUUUCAAAGUGCUGCUGUACGAAAUCACCACCAUGACCCGCCGACUACUCUACACCGCCUUCGGCACGACGCUUUCGUUUGUUUUUCCGCAUUUACUUCUCACUAUCGCAAUUACAUUGAAGGUGAGUUGGACUGUGUGCCACUCUCUGUUGGCACUAUUUGCCUUGGUUCUGCUCGCCGCUUUCCACGUGCUCGACGAAUCGCCAUCUUGGCUCAUAGCCGCGCACCGCGAAGACGAAGCCAAGCGCGUUGCACUGAGAGUAGCCAACAUCAACCAGGCUCCCAUAAGCGACUGCCAGGAGUUCUUCAAGAAACGCAUGUACAGAGCACAGCACCUACCUGAUGGAACCACAGGGACAAUCCAAGCUAGCCACGUGAAGAGACAGGACCUCAGACUGACGUACGCUCUCACCGUCUUCAUCUGGACUGUCCUCGGCUUCACGCACGUUCACUUCAGUAUAAGCAGCCCUACCGCGCGUAACACCUACGUUCGCGCCCUCAUCGACGCCGGCAUCGUGCCCGUGCUCCUGGCUGUGUGGCCUCAGUCACGGUGUACCGGUUCUUCCGUCGGCCUAGCUUUCUACGUGAUAGGCACUGCGACCGGACUCGUGACGUUCCUUCGCGUUCUCAAGAGCCGCGAAGACAGUGCACUAGCCGCGGAAACGAUGCUAAUGGCGGCUACUGCUGUGGCCAUAGUCUACGUGCCCUCGGCGGACGUCUUUCUAUUAACAAGUAUUGACUCUGUAACCCCAGUGUCACUGCCCUCCAAGCAGAGUCCUGUGGAUAGCGCACAGCCUCCAUGUUCGUCCGCAGUACCUGUGGUUGCCGAGGCUGAGACCAAAGCGUCGCCUGCUGAUGUGCGCCUGGCCGCUAGGAAAAAGGCAAAAGCGAAGCAAAUGCCUGAGCAGUACGCUGUUCGUGCCUCGGGGCUGCCGAUGAACUGGUAA